AUGUCGUCGCGCAUGCUCCUCCAGGACGCCGAGGCCGGCGACAGCGUCGUCGCGAAGGUCGCCCUCCUCGACGGCGACGCCCCUGCCGCCGGCCAGGAUGCAUCCUCCGGCUACCUCGAGCUCUACCACUGGCGCCUGGUCCAGGCGAUGCAGUCCCAGAUCCACUCUGCAUCCCUCGCGAACGACCGGCUCUUCGGCAGCCCCGCCACGCCCUGGACGGGCAACACGGACGGCUCGUCAGGCGUGCACCUGCCGACCGAGUCCCCGCUGACGCGGGAGACGGCGGCGCACAGUGCGCACUCGGUGCCCGCGUGGCAGAGUCCGUCCGUGGCCGACGGAGCGACGCCGUUCAGCGGCGGGGGCGGCAGCUCGCACCACCUGCGCGCCACGAGCAGCUCGCGGUCCCUCCGGGGGAGUUCCGUCAACACCCCCCUCGCCUCGUCCGCCAGCCGCGGCUUCAUCCACACCACGUACCCGCCCUCCGCGGGGACGCCGCUGCCGGCGCUCGACGAGCACCACUCGCACUCCGUCUCGGAGCUCCAGCACCUCGACGACGAGAUCGCCCAAAUGAACCACGAACUGGGCGCCAGCGCAGCGAACGACACGCCGCUGCCCGCGGCUCACGACGUGUACGGAGUCGGGGGGGGCCGUCGGAGCGGCUCGCACAGCCGCGUGUCCGCGGGCGAGGUGUCGUCCGCGGCGAGGGAGGCGCCGCAGGUACCCGCCACGCCCGCGGUGACGCCGGCGGCGGGCAUUGCGGGUCUGAUUGGCCCCGAGAGCCGCCGCCGCAUUUUGACGGGCGUCUCGCUGCGGGGGCUUCCGCUGUCGCCGGCCAUGCGCGAGGCCAAGGAGCGGAACGAGAAGGUCACGGACGUCGAGGACCGCGCUCGGCGCGACGUCGAGAGCGCCGCGAAACCGAAGCCGAAAAGGGCCACCUCGGAGCGCACGUGGCAGGACUCGCUGCGGAAGUUCGCGCUCGCCACUCCGGACACGGCCGCGCCCCCGCGCCCCAAGCGCGCCGCCACCUUCGUGGUAGAACAGCGCAAGUCCCCCAUGGGGGAGUUCGAAGCCACGCCCGUCGCCGUCACGCCGGCGCCCCUCCAGGCCCUCCUGCACCGCGAGCAAGCCGCGGACGCCCCCAAGCCGGACGUCGUUGAGGUCGCGGAGACCCCAGCCGGGGGGGAGGGUGUGGGUGUCACAGUCCCCCCCGCUGCGGCCGCGCGGCCUGCUCGCGCGCGGCACGCCCGCGUCGGCUCGGAGCUCAUCGACUACGAGCACGCGGCGCCUGCGGUCGAGGUGUUCCAGGACAGCACCGGGCCGUCGCCGCUCGGCUCUCCGCUGCACGGAUCCCCCCCGACAGCGGCGCCGACCGCCACGCCGCCGGGCGACCCGGAGCCGGCGCCGCACGGCCCGACGCCGACGCCCGCGCCGCUCAACUUCAUGACGCCCGCGCGGGAGCAGCCGGAGUCCCCCGCCCCGCCGCCCGUCGCCGGCAACAUCACCCCGGAGGAGUUAUUCCCUGCGCACUCCCAGAGCGCCCGGGAAGCCUCGGUCGACGGCGACGACCGCGGCAGCGGCGUCCUCGACGUCGUGCGGCCCUCCGUGGGCGCGCUCGCGCACAUGACGCCCCGGGCGGCGCGCCACGAGGCCAGUCUGACGUGCCUCCAGAGCGCCCUCGUCUGCGCGGGGAUGGCGGACGCGAUCGCCGGCGCGCUGGCGCGCGGCGGCUCGCACGGCCUGCGCGGCGUCUGGAGCUCCCCGACGCCGCCGGUCUCCGCGCGCCAGGAGCAGCGGCUCGCCCGCCAGGGCCUCUUUCGCGCGCGACAAGCCGUGUUGUACCUCGGGGACGCCCUGGGCGUCGUGUCGUCGUUCCCGCCGCAGAUGCGCGACGCGCAGUGGAGCGCGCUACGCAGCGAGCUCGGCGCCGCGGCCACCUCGCUGCACCAGACCGUCCGGCGCGCCACCGCGCACUACCGCGCCUUUCACGGAAGCGACCCGAUGCGCGCGGCGCGCGGAGCCGAGUUCCCCGACGCGGCGCGGUACGCCGACAUCGCGCUCGUGCGGUCCCUGCACGCCGUCGCGGAGUCCCCGUACGCCGCGCGGUCGCGCUCGCGGUCCCCGGUGUCUGACAGGAUGGUGCCGCUAGCGUCGCCCUCGGUGCCGUCGUCGGGGUACGGGCAGUCGCCGCCGCGGUCCGACAGGGGGAGCCUCGCGCCGCAGGACGUGGCGGUGAUGGGCUACGCGGACCUCGUGACCCGGCUGCAGCGGCUGCAGUCGCGGCACAGGGAGUCGCCGGUGCAGAGCGCGGCGGGCGGGGCGGUCGACGACGUGAGCCCGCGCGAGGAGAUGGCGCGCGUGCUCGACGAGUCGCUCCUCGUCGGGGAGAUCAUCCGGCGGUCGAAGGGCGGGAAGCCCGCGCGCCGCCCGAGCAAGCUGGGCACCAACGCCCCCCCCCCCAAGUCCGACUCGGAACUGGCGCGCAUCCCCACGCUGGACCCAGCCGGGAUCGAGGCCGACGCGAGCGCGCCCGCGUCUCUGCCGCCGCAGCCCCCGAGCGGCGCGCCCGAGGCCCAGUCGCGCCAGGGGUCUUUCGGGUUUCCGGCGCUGGCGGCUUCGCAGGCCACGGCCGAGGCGGCGCGAGGGAGCCUGACGUCGCAGGAGGAGCAGAUGGUCGAGGACGCGGUGGCGCUCGCGAUGAGCCUCGUUCGCGCGAUUCGCGUGGAGUCGUCGGCGAAGGCGACCCGGGAAGGCGCGCCUACGCCGGAGGCGGCGGCGGACGGCGCGGCGCGCUCGCCUGCGUUCGCGGUGCGGCGCGCGGGGCUGCCGAGCAAGCAGGCGAGCGGCAGCAACAAGCGGGGCGCUGGGGCGUGGGCCACGGAUAACUUGCGCCGCUCGCCCGGGCCGAAGUGGGCGCCGGACGAGCGGCUGCCCUUCGACGCCGUGCUGUCGGAGUCGGAGCAAGCCCGGCCCCCCUGUGCGCGGCGCAUCGCGGGGGAGUGA
Molecule: messenger RNA, 3000 nt
Organism: Pedinophyceae sp. YPF-701
Lineage: Eukaryota; Viridiplantae; Chlorophyta; Pedinophyceae
Source: the annotation of a GenBank genome assembly